This is a messenger RNA of Salvia splendens (bonfire salvia), 2810 nucleotides long. Its product is annotated as RING-H2 finger protein ATL79. The transcript has 2 exons. The coding region runs from base 1953 to 2501 and encodes 182 amino acids. Gene Ontology annotation, molecular function: transferase activity. Gene Ontology annotation, biological process: protein ubiquitination. The record is from RefSeq and is a predicted model, not a curated record. Lineage: Eukaryota; Viridiplantae; Streptophyta; Magnoliopsida; Lamiales; Lamiaceae.
AGAGAGAGUACUCGUUAAAACAAGUGGUGCGAAUGAAAAUGACGUGCAAACCGCGUAUAUAUAGUAUUUUGAAAAUAAUAAAAAAUUUCGCUCGGCUGUGCGCUAGGCGAUUCGGGCGCUGCAAUAGCGCCAAGCGGAUCGCCUAGCGCACCGCCUAGCGCCGCGAAACCGCCGAGUGCUCGGCGGUUUUUAAUUCCGAAAUCCGCUGGGCGGUUGCAGCGGACCGCCUAGCACCGGCGCUCGGCUAGGCGGUGCGCUAGGCGCAAUUGCGGAUGGCCUUAGCCUAUUCUGGUUUUGUCUUAGCUCAUCUCAUUUGUCACCACUACCAAACGAACACGUCGCCCAUUUUUUUCUAUGAUUGGACAUAGAUGCUACACAUUGAAAUACUUAUGAGCAUUUAGUAUACUUACUAUUUGCACAUAUAAAAUAAACCAUUUUUUAAGAAAAAUAAAUGAUGAAUAAUGCAGUUGAUAAUUAAGUUUGACAGAGCAUUUAACAUCAAUGCAACUAUGCAUAGAAAAUUGCACAUUAUUCCCAAUUUGCAGAAUUAUUCACCAGUUCUAAACAUAUAGUAGUACUAGUACUACAGAAAAAUGAUAAGCAUUAGAUGGAACAAAUGUAUAGGCCUAAUUAGGAUAAGAAUUAUCUUUGGCAAUUCAUAAUUGCAAAAUGUAAAGUGCAGUUUAAUGAUGAUUAAAAGCAAGAAAAAGCACACUUGCUAAUCAUACACAUAAAUAUCUUUCUUUGUUCCAAUAAACCAAAUCAACGGGCAUUAAGAAAAGCACCCCACUCAACAAGGUUACAGUAAAAAUAAAAAAUAAAAAAAUAUCAGUGGAUGGUUCUUGCAUUCAGGGAUUCCUAGGUUGAAUCUGUUUCAUGUUAGUAAUUUAUUCGUACCAGCUCCCAUAAAUCAUGGAUCAAGAAAUUAUGUUGACUGGUUAAAAAAAGGCAGACGGUGGUGCUAUAAAAGCUUGUCUGGGGAGGAAUCUGAGAAAAGGAAGCAAACCACAAUUUUAUUCUUCUUUUUACUGUUUUAGCAACACUUUCUCAAAGUGCGAGGAUGGCCUGACCUGAUUUCACCGCCCUGAAUAAUUUCUGAAAUCUAUGUAGUACAGUAUAUAAUAUUGUUGAUUUGUACUCAUAUCUCAGGUCUCAUUUAACAAAAUUUAACCUACAUGCCUACUUAUGACACUUACUAAACAAAUUCAUGAUCUUCACUUCCAAAUAAGUUAGUACUACUAGUCUAGUUGUUAGCAAAUGUUGUGAUCAAUACACCCCUUUCAUAUAACCUAUCUUCCCACUUCACAGUCACCUAAAGAUAUAUUUUUUUCUCUCAUUCCCAUCAUCUCUUCAUUGGGUGCAAUCGAUGUUUCACUAAAGAAACAUACAAUUACAAGCAUAGAAAAGCAUCGUAUGGGAUAGGCCAAUGCCAUCAAACAUCAUUUGAAGUAAAAGAAAUUUGACUGCUGGACUACCCAAAUCCACUACAUACGUGGCACAACUAUUAUGCAAAAACCAUCAACGCAAGUGAGAUGACCCACCAAAUUCAGCUACAAGACAGAUAGCAGUUUAUAUAACACAGAAGCCUCUGCAGCAGCCACCUAUCUUUGUUACCAAUAAAUUUAAGCUGCGUACUUAACUCUCUCUCUUUCUCUCUAUUAUUUUAUUAUCAUCGUCAUCUCAUUCCCCAAUUCUCCAGCACCCUCUUUUAUCACCACACUCCUCUGCUUCACUCAAACCUUCCAUAAACCUCUACUUCACCAAAAAAUUCUAACAUUUUCUUUUGCAUCACUGCAAAUCCCUAAGUUGUUGCUCAAUAUGCUGGUUUUAUUUGGGGAGUUAUAAUAGCAGAGCUUUUUCAUAGGGAAAUUUAAGCACAUUUUCAAUCACUACUAAAUUGAAGUAUUGAUAAUUUUCAGAAAAAAUAGAAAUUGAGCUAUUAAAUCGAGAAGAUGAGGAAGGUACCUUCUUUAGGAGCACGAGUAGCAACGGCGAUGGCGGAAUUCAAUUCACACUUAUCCCCACCACCAUCUUUACCCGCCUCCAAGGUGGCAGCGGCGCCUGAAUCGCAUCCGGUGAGGUGCGACGCCCAAACAUGCCCGUGGUGGCCGUACUCUAGCUCGAAGGAUUUCAAGGCGAACACGGCGUUGAUCAUCGUGGUGCUCCUGUGCGCUCUGACCUGCGCGCUGGCGUUCAACGCCGGAAUCCGCUACAUCGUGCGGCUGCAUUGCAGGCGGAGGCGGCGCGAGGAAGGCGAGAUCGAGAAGGGGGAGGCGAGCGGGGUUCCAGUUCCAGGUCUGAUUUACGCGGAGGGGAUGAAGCUGGCAGGGGAGGAGACGGAGUGCAUAAUCUGUUUGGCGGAUUUCGCGGUGGGGGAGAAGAUCAGAGUUCUGGAAAAAUGCAACCAUGGAUUCCACCUCAAUUGCAUUCAGAAAUGGCUUAUUUCACACUCGUCAUGCCCUACUUGCAGAACCAAUUGCUCAACCCCUUCGCCUCCAUGAAAACCAUUUCCCUCACGGUUAUUGGCCCCGUUUCAGGCCACCCGCAGCGCGUCACGCGGGUGACCCGGAACCCGUCACGCAGGGAAGGGACGGCAGCGCGACGCGUUGCGGCGCCCCGUCUCGUCCCAAGCCCAUCACGAAACCCGUUCUGCCGGGACGUAACGCGGGACAGCUCGUCACGCGCCGGCCCGCAAGAGGGCGUCGUCACGCUGACGCAAUAAUUAAAUUUUUUAAAAAAAAAUCGAAUUAAAUAAAAAAAUUAAAAAAAAAAAAGUGAAACGGUAAUGUUACCGUUUAAAAGAGCAGUUU